Messenger RNA from Dryobates pubescens (Downy woodpecker), 930 nucleotides. RefSeq names its product GINS complex subunit 3 (gene GINS3). The record is from RefSeq and is a predicted model, not a curated record. Gene Ontology annotation, biological process: mitotic DNA replication initiation. Lineage: Eukaryota; Metazoa; Chordata; Aves; Piciformes; Picidae. The coding region runs from base 18 to 656 and encodes 212 amino acids. The transcript has 3 exons. Gene Ontology annotation, cellular component: GINS complex.
GGGGCCGCUGCGGGGCCAUGUCCGAAGCGUAUUUCCCCGUGGGUCCCGGGCUGGGCCUGGAGGAGAAUUUCCUGUCGCUGGAUGACAUCCUGAUGUCGCAGGAGAAGCUGCCGGGCCGCGCCGAGAGCGCCCUGCCGCGCCUGGCCUUCGCUCUGGGACAGGGAGCCGCGGCCGGAGACUCCCUGCCGGAGGGUUCCAAGCUAGAAAUCCCUCUGUGGCUGGCUAAAGGUCUCCACGACAGCAAGAGAAGAAUCAUUUCUGUGGAGCUGCCCAAGAUCUACAAGGAAGCCUGGAGGACAGUGUUCAGUGCUGAUGCCAACGUGGUGGAUCUGCACAAAAUGGGGCCCUACUACUAUGGGUUUGGCUCCCAGCUCCUGAACUUUGACAACACAGAGAAUCCUCAGAUAGCUCAGAGUAUCCUGCAGACCUUCAUCGGCAGGUUCCGCCGCAUCAUGGACUCCUCUCAGAACGCCUACAACGAGGACACCUCUGCCCUGCUGGCUCGCCUGGAUGAGCUGGAGAGAGCCCUGUUUCGAGCUGGCCAGAAGGGCCUCCACGACUUCCAGUGCUGGGAGAAGGGCCAAGCUGCCCAAAUCACUGCCUCCCCUCUGCUCCAGAACUACGGCAAGAGGAAGUUCGCCGACCUGGAGGUGUGAGAGGCCGCGGCGGGGAGGAGGAGGCUGGAGGCGGUGGAGAAGAGAGGAAGGCAGCAGCCCUGGGGAGGGGCAGGAUCCUCCCUCUGCAGGAGCAGGGAUUCUCUGGGGCAUCUUCUGCUUGGGCUGCUGCCCAUGGGGAAGGCAGACAGCAUGGGUGUGAAAAAAUCAUCCCAUCCCAGCUCCAUCUUCAGCUCCAUCCCAUCCCAGCUCCAUCUUCAGCCCCAUCCCAUCCCAGCUCCAUCUUCAGCCCCAUCCCAUCCCAGCCCCAUCCCAU